AUGAAUUGUGAAAAAUCAAGUUUAACUCAAAUUACAAAUGAAUCAAAUGCAACAAUUAAUAUUCAAAUGUCAAAUAGCAACAAAACAUCAAUUAAAGAAAAAACAUUAUUAAAAUCUUCGAUUAUUGAUGGAAUAGAACAUUUAUUAUUAAAACAAAAACAACAAAAUAUUCAAAUAAAUUUGGGGGCGUUAAUUAUAAGAAGUUCAUUGAAGGAUUUUUUUAUUAUUAAAUAUAUUAUUGAUAAUGCUUUAAUUACUUGGGAAAAAUCACAAACUCAAUCAUUUUUUUGGUCUGAUUCAAAUUUUGUUAAUACUAAAAAUUCUUAUCAAAUAAUUCCUAAAAAAUGGCGUUUUAAUUGUAAUCAACUUUGUAUUUGGAUUUUAAAAGAAACUACGGCAGCAACAACAACAAAUUCUAGUGGUAGUAUGGCUCCAUUUUUGCGUUUUAAUUUAUUCGGAUUAAAUGCGCAUUGGACCUCUCGCCAUUUAGAAACAAAUUUUUCUGUUAGUAUAGAUAAUUAUCGUGAACGUGCACCUCUUGGUUGGGAGCCAUUAUUAGAAUGUUGGCGUAUUGCAAGGCUUGAAUUGGAAGAAAAUGCUCAACAAAAAUGGAAUUUAUGGUUAAGACCGGCAGAUGACAGUCUAGCAGAAUUAAAUAUUACGCAAACAUUUGUUGAGGAUUUGAUAGAUUUUAUUGAAAUUAAUAAUAAACUUUUUUUACAAACAACAACAACAAAUAAAACUUUAAAUUUAAUUGAACAAACAAGAAAUCAGAAUUACAAAACGUCAAAAACAACAACAAAAACAUCAAUAAACAAUGCUGAUAAUAAUUCAUUUUCGGAAAGCUAUAAAAUUCAAAAUCAGAAUUCUGCUUCGGGUAGUGCAAAACAACGCUCAAAUUCUUUCCUUUCUACUUCUACAAAAUACAUGUCAAGAUGUAAUGCUUUUGAUUCAAUCAAAAUUUCAAAUCCUUCUGAUAUUGAUCUUAACAUACAAUUGGAUUUACCUGCUGGAAUAGGAAUUUCACUUAUUGGAAAUAAUUGUGAAAAUAAUUUCAACAACAAUUCUAUCGACGAAUUACAACAACAAGAAGAAUUAAUUUAUGCCCGUUUUUAUUCUGUUCGUAUAGGCAUUUUAAAACAUCAAAAUAAUACUUAUGUUUUUAAUUGUUCUUCACAGUCUAUACAAUUUGAUAAUCAAAUUCUUGGGGCCGAUAGGCAUAAUUUAUUUUUUUGUGAUCCUAAUGCUCUUCGGGAUGAACCUGUGGUUGGCCCUUUUCCAGCACUUAAUUUUGAAAUGAGUUAUACUUCAACAGAUAUAUUGGAUGCAUAUGAGUCUUUUCGUCUUAAACUUUGUAAUUCUUGUGUUCUUCUUGAUGAACAAUUAAUUUGGAGACUUGUAUAUUUUAUUAAAAAUAUUGUUGAAUAUACUAGAAGAAAUAAAUUGAAAGAAAAACAACAAAAUGAAAAAAUUCAAACUCAACAAGUGACUAAAAAUUGUUAUUUUGGUGCAUUUCAACUUGAAUUUGGAGAUAUUUCUCUUUCUGUUUUAACUACCGACAAAAAUGCUUUACCUCCUUGUUUACGGAUACUUAAAGAAAGAUAUGCUGAAACACUUUUACUUGUUAAUUUUGAAAAUGCUUUAGUUACCCUUGCACCAUUUUGGGCUCAUCGCUGUUUAACAACUUUAAAUAAUUUAUUUGCUAAUAUUGUUGAUUUUUAUAUUGGCCAACUUAAAAAACAAAAAUUAAAUAUUUUUGUCGCAAUGGAUGCAAUUGGAAAUCCUAGUGGAUUUGCUACAGAAUUUAAAGAAGGUUUUGAGGGCUUACUAUUUGAGGGUGAUGUUGCUGGUUUUACUUUUGGUAUUGGUUAUGGAGCUGCUAAUAGUAUUUCUAAAGUUGCUAGUUCAAUGGCACAAGGAGUUGGGGCUUUAACUUUUGAUGAUCAACACGAACAAUUUCGUCGUUGGAUGUUACGUUCAAAACCUGAACAUGAAGCUAAUGCUUUAGGCUAUCUUUAUGGAGGACUUAAAGGUUUUGGUGUUGGUGUAUAUGGAGGAUUAACUGCAAUUGCUAAAAAUACAUUUGUUGCAGCUAGACAAGAAGGGGUUUUACCGGGUGUCAUUCGUGGUGUUACAACGGGCGCUGUUGACACUUUCACAAAACCAUUGCAAGGAACAUUAGAUCUUGUAGAAGGAACAGCUUCUGCUAUACGUGAAGUUGUUGGUGCACCGCUUGUACGCCGUGCACAUUUCCCUAAAAAACGUUUACGUUUACCUCGUGUUUGUUCUUCUAUGAAUGGUUUACUUCCUUUAUAUUCUAAUGAAUUGGCUGAAGCACAACAAGAUUUAUUACGAAUUACAGGAACAUAUGCUUUAAAUGACGAUAACCGUCUUCUGUGUAUCGUUCCUUUCUAUGAACGUUUUACCCCAGAAGGAUGGAUUAUUCGUCAUCGUGCAUUAAUUGUUCCCUCUCAAAGUUAUAUUUGUAGAAAUAUUGUUGAAGGAGGAGGACAAGAAAAUUUAAAUUUUGAAGAAAAAACAAUUGUUACCCACAGAAUACUUUUUGAACAUUUAAAAAAUGUUCAAAUUUCCUCUUCAAAUAAUAAUUUAAAUAAAUAUAAAAGAUCUUCAUCUUCUUCAAAUUUAAAAACAACAACUACUACUACAACAACAAAUUGUAGACCUGUUGGAAUUGAUAUUUUCUAUAAUAAUUCUUCUACACAACAACAACAAAAUUCUUCAUUUAAUUAUCAAAUUAAUAAUAAACAACAACAACAAUUACCAGCUUUAACUUUAUUAUGUACAAAUUUAGAAUAUGCCCAAUUUUUGUCUAAACAAAUGAUGAAAGCUAAAGUUUUAUAUGAAAGACAUUUACAACUUAAACGUUUAAAUAAUGUUAAAAAUGAUGGAAAAAAGAAAAUAUUCCCAAUUUUUACAAUAUAA
Messenger RNA from Meloidogyne enterolobii, 2943 nucleotides. The record is from the annotation of a GenBank genome assembly. Lineage: Eukaryota; Metazoa; Nematoda; Chromadorea; Rhabditida; Meloidogynidae.